Messenger RNA from Micropterus salmoides (largemouth bass), 4099 nucleotides. RefSeq names its product cAMP responsive element binding protein 3-like 2 (gene creb3l2). Gene Ontology annotation, molecular function: cAMP response element binding; DNA-binding transcription factor activity, RNA polymerase II-specific. The record is from RefSeq and is a predicted model, not a curated record. NCBI's taxonomy places the organism in Eukaryota, Metazoa, Chordata, Actinopteri, Centrarchiformes, Centrarchidae. Gene Ontology annotation, biological process: regulation of transcription by RNA polymerase II.
GGAGGAAAGAAAAGGAAGGAGAGUUUGCUAAAAGCUGCUCGUACACCCCUGAACCAGAGAGGAGAUGAUAAACAACAACAAUAACAACACUCAGCUUCAAUCUGACUGCUGCAGCUUUCUGACAUAACCCACGGAAAUCCCUCUGAGUCUAAACCACCUGGAUGUGUUAAUAUAUUGUUUGUGUAUUUUAUUUUAUUUUUUUAACUUCUUUUUACUGUAUAAGUUGUUUGAAACUUUUUACCCGGCUUGAGUUUGGUUUUCAGUCUGACUGCAGUGCAUCAAACACCCGCUGCUGCCUCUUCUUCUUCUUCUUCUUCUUCUUCUGUCGCUGCUGGAGGAGAAAAUAAAACCAUCCACAAGGCCACAGAGAGAGUUUGUGCGCGGAGGGAAUCAUGGAAAUCCUGGACAGUAGUGAACCGUUUCUCCACUGGGACAGGAACCUCAGCGAGCUGUCUGAAGCCGGCGAAAUGGACUGCGCGCUGUACACCAAUCACUUCUCCGAGCUCCUAGACGACCUCUCCCAGGAUGCCUUGCUGGGCCAGCUUCUCAGCGACCCCUUCCUGUCCGGAGUGAGAGGUGGAGCGGAUUCCAUGGAGGGGGAGGACGGAGGCGACCUGUCCCCGUCUUCCCCUCUUCCCCCGCACAUCAAGGCCGAGCACAGCUACUCGCUCUGCGGCGACAGCCGGCCACAGUCGCCGCUGUCGCACCUGACCGGAGAACAAGGCAGUGAAGCAGAGUCCGAUGGGGAUUCAGCUGAUUGGCCUAUGGAGCAGGAGGAGGCCAUUGACAGCAUCCUGUGUGAGACUCCUUCCCUCCUCCCCACCCUGUCCCUCUCUCUGGCCUCAGGGCCCCAAGCACCUGGGCCCCAAGCACCUGAGGUCCCUGUUGUGGCCCCUGCUGCUACCGCGACCCCAACUCAGACCACAGUCAACAGCCACAACCAGGCCAAAGGCAUCAAGAUAAAAGAGGAGAAUAUCAUCCCCCAGAUAAAACUGGAACCUCAUGAAGUGGAUCAGUUUCUCAAUCUUUCACCCAAAGGUCUGGAGUCGCUGCAGAUGCCUCCCACUCCUCCCAGUUCCCACGGAAGCGACUCGGAGGGCAGCCAGAGUCCUGUCCACGCCCCGCCCAGCUUGUCCUGCCCCACUUCCCCCAGCCCUCCUCCAUCGCAGGCCAGCCUGAAGGUGUCACCUCGCGCUGCUUCCUGCCUCUCCAACUCCCCUCUGCUCACCGCUCCUCAUAAACUGCAGGGGUCGGGCCCGUUGAUCCUGACUGAGGAGGAGCGUCGCACGCUAGUGGCUGAAGGUUACCCAGUUCCCACCAAGCUGCCGCUCACCAAAGCCGAGGAGAAGGCGCUAAAGAAGAUCCGCAGGAAGAUCAAAAAUAAGAUUUCAGCUCAGGAGAGUCGCAGGAAGAAGAAGGAGUACAUGGACACCCUGGAGAAGAAGGUGGAGACCUGCUCCAAUGAAAACAACGAGCUACGCAGGAAAGUGGAAACUCUGGAGUGUACAAACAAGUCCCUGUUACAGCAGCUGCAGUCUCUGCAGGCGGUGGUGGCAGGAAAAGUCCCCAAGUCCUGCAGGGUGGCUGGCACCCAGACAUCAUCAUGUCUAAUGGUGGUUGUGUUGUGUUUCGCUCUGUUUUUGGGUAGUUUCUACCCCAGCAGUUUAAAUCCGUGCUCCAGCAUCACUGCAACUGGCCUCGUCUCCAAACAGGUGGCUGUCAAAGAGUCCUAUACAACCACAGUGAAGUCGAGGAGUCUGUUAUCAACCUUCGAAGAGGAGCAGCCACACCUCCUCGGUCUGGGCGGAGAAUAUCCAGAGCAAUGGGAGGACACGCCAGCCGUUGUCAUGGCAGCGUGGCGCCGCUCAGAGCAACAGAAACUGGUGGUGGAGCCCGACAGGGUGGAAACGCACCCACCUUUCAGGAGUACAAGCAAUGAUACACAGACAUCAAAAAACCCGCUGCUGGACCUGCACAGGUCUCUGGAGCAGAUGGCGAAUGAGAGCAGUAGUAAAGUGAUAGAGCUGGAGCGAACGGUCAACGAGACCUCCUGAGGUUCAUGUCAACACCCCACUACCCCAUCCCACCUCCCCAUAAACCCCAUCAUGACCUUUGACCUUUCUCCCUCUGGAGCAUGGUUCAGUGUCCUGGAGCUAAAAACCUCAUACAGUAGUUCCCACUGCUGAUUGUUUAAGGUCAUUUUUUUUCCCUGCCAUAUCUGCUUUAUCAGAUACACUGUAAUAGUAACAAUGUAUAAUUAUGAUAAUAAUAAUAACAAAAGGGCACUGGUUGCCCUAAUUUCAAAAAUAAAGUUGCACUGAGUACAGUACAUUUUUAUAUAAAUCAACGUAUCAGUUGUAUCUGUUGUCUUAAUUGAAAGACUGUUUAAAAAAAAUCACAUUGUGAUAAAUUUAAAUGGAUAGUAAAAAAUGCUACGUUGCAUUUAUUCCAGUGAAAAGUAUAUUAAAAUAUGACACGUGAGGCUUUUUACAGGACACUGACGGAGAACCAAUGUAUUUAUAGAAAUCCUUUUUUUUGCUCUUUGUAGUUGUAUUUCUUUUAAUAUUAAUUGUUUUUAUUCUAUUCUACAUCACAUUUUUAUACUUUGCGUUCGUAUUGUAUUUUGUGUCUUUAUUUUAUUGUACUCUUUUAUGUAUUGUUAUAUAUUUUCUUCAUUUGACUUUACGUUUCAAACAUAGCUUAGCUCAGGGUUCCUGCGCUCAUUUGGAAAACUGUUAAACUCUAUUUGUUAAAAGUUAUAUAGACUGGCAGCGAAAAAAAAAAUUCUGUGUGGUUUUGAUGAAUCGUUUUCAAACGAUUUCGUGAAGCUGAAAACUAGAUGUCAUAUUCAUCAACACACCCGUGAGCACCAUGAGAUGUUGAGUCAUCUGCAGCUGCAGUAAACUCAAAUCUAUGAAUACUGACUGAAAUGUUUAAAUCCAGUAAGAAUGUUAUCAAAUUUGACAUGUGGGGACCCUGUUAGCAAUGCUUCAGACAUUUUUUCCACCAUAUGAUGGUCACUGAGUCAAUAUGAGAUUUAUUUUCUGCGAAACCGUUUUUGUUUUGGUCAUUAAAAGCAUCUUAAGGAGGCUACUUUUUUCACGUUGCUCUUACAGCUUUUGUUUGCAGCCAAGCAGCAAACUACAGCUCAAAAUAACUGUUAUGCAUCCCAUAAUGUUGUCAUUCCUUUAAGGAGUAAUUUGACUUUUUAGGAAAUAUGCUUAUUUGCUUUUUUGGCCGAGAGUUACAUGAGAGGACCGAUACUUUUCUCAUAUGGGUACUUUCAAAAUUAAGUUACAGCUACAGAGGGAAAUAAGCUAGCUUGGUAAAAUAAAUACCUACCAGCACCUCUAAAGCUCAGUAAUGAACAAAUAAGAUAGAUAAAGCAUAUUUGUUAAUGAGCUGUAGAGGUGCUAGUAGACUUUAGACAGGACCAGGCUAGCUGUGUCCCCUGUUUCCAGUCUUUGUGCUAAGCUAAGCUAACCGCCUGCUGGCUGCAGCUCCAUAUUUAGCGUAGAGACAUGAGAGUGGGAUCGAUCAUCUCCUCUUAACUCUUGGCAAGAAAGCGAAUAAGCAUGUUUCCUCAAAUGUCAAACUAUGUCUUUUUCAAAUGUGUUACGGAACCACAAAUUCAACUUUCCUUUUUUGGCCUUAAAUCCUACGAUGCUUUCACUCAGUUCAGUCAGUUCUACUAUCUCUCAGCAUUUGCCAAAAAAUUCUUCUCAGAAAUGAAAGAAAGAAUCUAUUUUUGUAAAUAUGAGUUGUUAAUAAAUACGGAAGUCUAAAUGUGUCUGGGAUCUGCAGUUUAUAAACCAAUCUAUAAUUCAUUUUGCGUCUAGCUUGGAUGCUGCGUUGUUGAUAAAUAAUGAAUGUAAGAUGCCUUUGCUUCACAGUUUGUUAAUUUAAGAUCAUGGCUUUAAAAGUAUUAGUUGUCCAUUUCAAGUGUAUUACAGAUGGGUUUUAAAAUUUCGAAACUUUAUUGAAACGUAUGUUACAGAUCUCUUAAACCAGAUGUGAGGCUAGUUCACUUUCUGUUCAUCCAUGUUGUAAAUAGAAACACCCCAUUUGUAAAAAUAAAUAAAUAAAAAGCUUACUCUCA